AGGUGUUGAGUAACCAAAGUCAAAGUGCAAGAGAGCUGCUUCUGCGCAGGGUCUGGUACGGCUGAAAAAAAAAGAAGAAAACUUUCCUGCUAGAAGAUUACAAACAUUUCCAUUUCAAAGAAAAAGAAAGUAAGAAAGAAAGAAAGUAAGAAAGGAAGAAUUCGCUUGAAGGAAUCAUCUUCAUUUCAGAAACUCAUCUACUAUCAUCAUGGACUCAAGCAAGAUAUCUGGUGUACCGCCACCUGACUGGAACCCAGAUAGUAAAGCAGGAAUGGCUUACCCACCUCCUCCUUACCAAGAUCAGCCCCAGUACCCCAACCAAGUGGGGUACUACCCAGCACCACAGUAUGGAGGAGCACCCCAGGGUCCACCCUACCCACAGGGACCCCAGCCGACUGUUACUGUCCAGCCUACAGUGUAUGUCACCCGGGCACCCCUGGCCCAUCCUCUGCCAGAUUACCUGGGAUACUCUAUCUUCACCAUGCUGUGCUGCUGCCUGCCACUGGGAAUUGCAGCCCUGAUCUAUUCAAUUUCGACUCGAGAUGCCAACAACCAGGGGCACCUGGAGAUGGCGAAGAGAAACUCGCGCCUUGCCCGCAACCUCAACCAUGCUGGGCUAGGUAUUGGCAUUGCCAUCUUUGUUCUCUGGAUCAUCUUUGUACUCUUCUUAUCAGCAAAAUAAUUUCCAAGGUAUUGCCUUUACACCAUGGUCGUCUAUCAUUCAACUUUAAAAGAAGCACCUGAGUAUUGAGCACAGCUGGUUUUUUUCUAACACAUACAGUACAUUUAUAUAUAUAUAUAUAUAAAUAUAUAAAAAUAUAUAUUUAUAAAAAUAUAUAUAUAGAUGUAUCUAUCAUCUCAUGCUCUGAAUGUUAUACUUUGCUUUGCUACUAUGUUUUUUGUUUUCAUGAGUAAUUUUUCCUACUUUUAAGAGAUUAUAUGAAUAUCUAAAUAUUUCAGCCUGAAGAACCAUGUCAUAUGUUGAAUAUUGUCAUAGAAAUUUGUUAGAAAAAUACACUAAGGUAGUUUAAACAAGAACAUACAGAGAAAAAACGGGAUCAACAUGUCUACAUAACAGCAAGUGUAUUACUCAGUCUACCAAAAAUAUUAUAUAUGGUUAAUACAAAGGUAUAUGCUGGUCUUUCUGUUUCAUGACAUCCAUAUGGUCUCUGUCACAUUUAAGUUUUACCUUAGUGUGUUAAACACCAUAUGUAUUUUUUAGCGUGCGGUAAGGACAAUGUGCUGUUAACACUGUUCCAACUAAAAUGUAAUGAAAGUCAAUAUCAA
Molecule: messenger RNA, 1287 nt
Organism: Scleropages formosus (Asian bonytongue)
Lineage: Eukaryota; Metazoa; Chordata; Actinopteri; Osteoglossiformes; Osteoglossidae
Product: proline rich transmembrane protein 1B-like
Exons: 2
Coding region: 209-682 (157 amino acids)
Cellular component (GO): membrane
Source: RefSeq, a predicted model, not a curated record